Molecule: messenger RNA, 2109 nt
Organism: Aspergillus affinis
Lineage: Eukaryota; Fungi; Ascomycota; Eurotiomycetes; Eurotiales; Aspergillaceae
Product: Zn(II)2Cys6 transcription factor
Exons: 6
Coding region: 1-2109 (702 amino acids)
Biological process (GO): regulation of DNA-templated transcription; DNA-templated transcription
Molecular function (GO): DNA-binding transcription factor activity, RNA polymerase II-specific; DNA binding; zinc ion binding
Source: RefSeq, a predicted model, not a curated record
AUGCCGGACAUUCCACUUGGGGGGGAUAGCCCUCCUGGCGAAAGCUAUCGAAAGUCCAGCGACCCGGGCAAGAAGCGGGUGUCUAUGGCAUGCUUGGCCUGUAAAAAGUCCAAACGAAAGUGCUCCGGCACCGCCCCGUGUGAUAACUGUCGCACCUUCAAUCGGCAAUGUGUCUUCGAUGAGACAUUGGAUCAACGUCGCCGCGUGGCGGCCAAGCGCACGGCCGAUGAACUCAGUUAUCACCGAGACAUGCUCAAUGACAUGCUCAAAGUUAUGAAGGCAGAAAACCAGUCCUAUGCCCUCCGGCUGCUGGAGAUCGUCCGGAACGAUGCCACAGCGGAGGAGAUCCGCUCAUUCGUUGACGAGACGCUCGCUCAUUUCGUAGAUACGGACAAGGAAUCUGCUUCCACUUUCCAGAAGUUGGAAGAGGUCCGACGGAUUAUCGAUAACGAAGGCGCUGGACCGUCAUUUCGCCCAAAGGUCAUGGAUAUCCACUACCUGUGCGAUGAGGUGCCGAUCCGAGUCCCUGCGAAGCCGUGGACCACGGUCACCGAGGACUCUGAUCUUGUAUCGCAUCUGGUGUCCCUGUAUUUUACGUGGGACUAUCCGUUCUAUGCGUUCUUGGACCGGGACGUGUUCUUAACCCAUAUGACCAUGGGCGAUACCGAGUCGAAGUUCUGCAGUCCAUUUCUGGUCAAUGCUCUUCUCGCCAAUGCUUGCUACUUUUCGGAUUAUUCCGAAGCAUAUGUCGACCCCGGCGAUAUUGUGACGAAGGGCGCUAAUUUCCUCGCCGAAGCAGAACGUUUGAAGGAGGAGGAACCUGCUAAGCUCAGUCUAGCGUACCUACAGGGGACGCUUCUGCUUUUUGAAAAGUACUCCCUCUCCGGGGAUAACGAUCUUGGGUACAAGAUGCUCCACCAAGCGAUAUGGACCGGCGAAUCGCUAGGGCUUAUUGGACCAAGGAUCUUUCGAAUGGAACCUGGACACAUGCCCGAAGAUAUGGACAUAUCCAUCAAGCGAACGGCCUGGGGUCUGUUUCAUAUUGAUACAGUCAUCCAUACGGAUUUCCUGAGACCAAGCUUGAUCGAUAAGGUGAAUGUAGCGCGACCCAACCCCGUGGAGGAUUCGGCCCUAUGGGUACCAUACCCUUCCCACCGAUCUGAACGGCCUGCCUAUAUCGGUCAAUACUUCGAUGAGUCAUGUGAUCUUUGUGAAAUCGCGCGUGACAUAUCUCGACAACUUUUCACCGUGAAUAGAGCCUCUUCGGCCGAGCACCAGCGUCGAAUCAAGGAGACCAUGUAUGGGAGACUUUGUCGUUGGCACGAUGCACUGCCGGCGAUCUUUGAUCCCGAGUUCCUGCAGAGCCAGGUAAGGGUCGUGGACGGCCACGACGGCCAGUCGAAGUCGCCAGAGGCGACGGAGGGCAACGUCCGCUUUUUCGAAUCUAAUUCUUUACGCUGUAGAAUGCGGUAUUACACAUUGAUCAUUACCAUGUUCUCCUUCACGCCAAAAGAAGAUAUCUCACGAUUCGAGUCAGAGGCUCCUCAGACGCCCGAAAGUCCGCCCGGACUGUAUCUUUUCCCCAAGUACAAUGCCGACGAGAUCGUUCACUCUGCAGCACGGGCUAUCUCUGGUCUUGCCUUUCUGCACCGGCGGGAGUUUGGAAUGACUCGUGCACAUCAAUUUGCCUUGUAUGCAAUUAAUCUUGCUUUGUUUACGAUGCUCGUAAGCGAUACCUUCGACAUUUUAGAUUCGGAUUUUCUCUCGCUGGCGAGCUCAUUCCACACCAUCGCGAGCCGCUCUCGCCUGGGAAGGAAUCUAUUCUACCUUUUCCGAGAGACCACCAACUCCCGGGAUCAGAACCAGCGACUUCAAGAUUCAGAUAGCGUGACCAUGGAGAUGAAAGCGCUGUUCGAAGCGACAGCGAGUUCUCACUAUACCGCCCUGAAUGACUACGCCAGAGGACUGGAAAAAUUGGAAAUGGACGAGCGCUACCGUGGAAUGCCUGGCGAAGGGGACCACAGCAUCUCCAGCAUGCUCGACCGAUAUGAAAGUCUAAGCCUAGGAAAAGAUGAAAUUGCGCCCGAGAGACUGCAUCCCGGCGACUAA